Rhizopus microsporus ATCC 52813 is the source of this 300-nucleotide messenger RNA. RefSeq lists its product as uncharacterized. Gene Ontology annotation, molecular function: DNA-binding transcription factor activity, RNA polymerase II-specific; zinc ion binding. Gene Ontology annotation, cellular component: nucleus. Gene Ontology annotation, biological process: regulation of DNA-templated transcription. NCBI's taxonomy places the organism in Eukaryota, Fungi, Mucoromycota, Mucoromycetes, Mucorales, Rhizopodaceae. The record is from RefSeq and is a predicted model, not a curated record. Bases 1 to 300 code for a protein of 99 amino acids. The transcript has 2 exons.
AUGUUUGGUAAAAAGAGAGUGAGAGCUACACAAGCGUGUAUUCUUUGCAGAAAGAAAAAAAUCAAAUGCGAUGGAACCAAACCUCACUGUCUACAUUGUCAAGAAUCCAACUUGAAUUGUGAAUACACAGAAUCUAAAAAGAGAGGGCCACGUAAAGGAUACGUUCAACUAUUGGAAGAUAGACUAGCACAACUCGAAAGACGAUUGACGGUAGCAACGAACGAUAAUUUAAUGGACGAUAAAAAAGGUUUUUUUUUUCUUGAGAGAGAGAGAGAGAGAAUUUCUAAUGUCAAGAUAUAG